This is a messenger RNA of Umbelopsis ramanniana AG, 942 nucleotides long. RefSeq lists its product as uncharacterized. The transcript has 3 exons. Bases 1 to 942 code for a protein of 313 amino acids. Gene Ontology annotation, biological process: protein N-linked glycosylation; cell wall mannoprotein biosynthetic process. Gene Ontology annotation, cellular component: mannan polymerase complex. NCBI's taxonomy places the organism in Eukaryota, Fungi, Mucoromycota, Umbelopsidomycetes, Umbelopsidales, Umbelopsidaceae. The record is from RefSeq and is a predicted model, not a curated record. Gene Ontology annotation, molecular function: alpha-1,6-mannosyltransferase activity.
AUGGCCGCGGGAACUCGGCUGUUUCUAUUGAGGAACAACAAAUCUCUACUCGUUGCCAGUGCCACACAACCUCUAACAUUUUCAAAUCUCAACAAUAUUGUGGCCACUGGAAAUGCCCGUCAAAACAGAGAGCAUGUGCUUAUAUUGACCCCUCUGAAGAAUGCCGAACCGUAUUUGCCACGAUACUUUGAGCUCAUUGGAGCUCUAACUUACCCAAAAGAGCUCAUAUCUAUGGCAUUUUUAGUAUCUGAUACAACAGAUAAGACAAUAGAAAAUUUGAAGCAGUAUGCGAACUCGAGCUCACAAUCGGAUCAACCCUAUCAUAGCAUCAACAUCUAUGAAAAAGAUUUUAAUUUUAUAAUGCCAGAAGGUGAUCGACAUCAGUUUGAAGUUCAAGCUCAACGGCGAAAGUUCAUGGCAAGAUCUCGCAACUAUCUUUUGACUGCCGCCCUUAAAAACGAACAUGUUUGGGUCCUAUGGCUGGAUGUCGACGUUGUAGAGUACCCUGCUACAGUUUUGGAUGAUUUAACGUCUUUGGACGUUGACGUCGUAGUUCCCAAUUGCCUUUUAAAGACGGAUGAUGGUUCUUUCUGGGGAUACGACAAAAAUAAUUGGCAAGAAACAGAGGAGAGCAUCAAUAUGCAGAAAAGUCUCGAUGAAGAUGAUGUGCUUGUGGAAGGAUAUGAAGAACUUGAUACUCGUAGAAUUUACCUCACUGACUUCCCUACACAUGGUGAUAAACUUCAUACAAUACCACUGGACGGUGUUGGCGCCACUUUCACGCUUGUCAAAGCCAUAGUUCACCGAGCAGGUGCAAAUUUUCCUGCGUUUACGUUUCAACAUGAGGUUGAAACAGAAGGCUUUGCUAAGAUGGCAAGAGCCGUAGGAUUUAGUGUCUUUGGCCUUCCAGCUUAUCUAAUAUACCACAUAAAUAAUAGUUAG